Rhopalosiphum padi (bird cherry-oat aphid) is the source of this 3553-nucleotide messenger RNA. Its product is annotated as F-box/LRR-repeat protein 16. NCBI's taxonomy places the organism in Eukaryota, Metazoa, Arthropoda, Insecta, Hemiptera, Aphididae. Gene Ontology annotation, cellular component: SCF ubiquitin ligase complex. The transcript is spliced from 5 exons. Gene Ontology annotation, biological process: SCF-dependent proteasomal ubiquitin-dependent protein catabolic process. Gene Ontology annotation, molecular function: protein binding. The record is from RefSeq and is a predicted model, not a curated record. Bases 187 to 1686 code for a protein of 499 amino acids.
CGCCGCCGCGCGGACAACGACGGCGGAGCGCGCGAGCGAAAGUUCCCCGCCGCGCCGUUUUCAGUGUUGACGGAGCGUCCGACGCACCAUCACCACCACGACGACGGCUGCGGCGCGGUGACGGGCCAUAUUUGCAGCGGUAGUGUGCACACGGUCGUGACCGGGGCGACAUCACCACAUACCAUCAUGACCAGCCAAGGCGUCGUGGAACGUGCCAGCGCCGAACUGUCGAAGCGCAUCAACGGACUGACGCUGCGAGCGGCCAACAAACCGUCGCCGUCGGCUUCCGGCGGCGGCAGCGGCACCGCGGCCGGCGUGACCGGUUCGCCGUCCAGAGCCCCGCGAACUGGUACCAGUGUCAUGGAACGAGUCACCAACGUGCUGUGCGGCGGCGGUACCGGUGGCGGCGGUGGCCUCAUUUCUGGCGGCUCCGGUUCCGGCGGCAUCCAGUACCCGCGGUUCCGCGGCCGGACGCCAGUCCGCAACCGCGUGGCCGCGUACCGGAUCAAGCGGCCGAUCACGUGGCCAGAGUUGAUGCGCGACGAGCAGUUUCUCAACGGGUUCUUCAUGUACUUCUCGGCCGCGGAGCGCGUGCCGCUAUCCCGCGUGUGCGUCCGGUGGCGCGACGUGCUGUACAGAUCUCCAAAGUUCUGGUACAACGUGCGGCCGGUGAUUCGUUGCAAACAGCUCAGGUCGUACAACUACGCGGACAAGGCGGCGGUGUUCAAGUCGUUCGUGGCCAGGGAGAUGACGGCCAUCACCAUUUACGGCGCCCAGGACCAGGACACGGUCGAGUUCGUCAACACAUACCCGUUUCCCAACAAAAACAUAUUGGCGCUAUGCUUGCAGUCGUCCAGCGUCACCGAUAGGGGAUUGGAAUCAUUCUUGGACCAUUUGCAGGGUGUUUGGCAACUGGAGCUGGUCGGAUGCAACGAGAUCACGGAGGCCGGCCUGUGGGCAUGCUUGACGCCUAGAAUCGUGUCGCUGACCCUGAGCGAUUGCAUAAACGUGGCCGACGACGCUGUCGGCGCCGUAGCUCAGAUGCUGCCAGCCCUCAACGAGUUCACGCUGCAAGCGUACCACGUCACCGACGCCGCCUUGGGAUUCUUCUCGUCCAGGCAGUCCAACAGCCUGUCCGCGCUAAGGCUGCAUUCGUGCUGGGAGCUCACCAACCACGGCAUUGUAAAUAUUGUUCACUCACUUCCCAAUCUUACUGUACUGAGUUUAUCAGGCUGCAGUAAAAUCACUGACGACGGGAUCGAAUUGAUUGCCGAAAAUCUGCCAAAAUUACAAAUCUUAGACUUAUCUUGGUGUCCUCGUGUUACCGAUGCAGCUCUGGAAUACAUUGCUUGUGAUCUAGUUGGAUUAGAACAGUUGGUCUUGGACAGGUGCAUACACAUUACUGACAUUGGUAUAGGGUAUAUAUCAACAAUGAUAUGUUUACAAGCGUUAUUUCUACGUUGGUGUUCACAACUACGAAAUUUUAGCAUACAACACUUAUGUGGCAUGCGUCAUCUAAGGAUACUCUCACUUGCUGGUUGUCAUUUGUUAACCUCCAGUGGUUUAUCCAGUUUAAUUCAAAUGCGACAUUUAGAAGAAUUAGAACUGACAAAUUGUGCUGGUGCAUCACCAGAAUUAUUGGAAUAUUUGCAUGAGCAUUUACCAUCAUGUUUAAUCGUCAGAUAAAUAUUCAUAGAACGUAAACACGACAAUAAUGGAGAGUUGUUAAUUAUUAUUUAUUCCUUUUUUGAUUGAUUGAUUGUUUAUUUAUUUUUUACUUUUUUAAACAUCCUUGAAUUUCAAUUUCCAGUAGAUGUUUUGAGUCUGUUAUACUUAUAAUGUCCGCACACAUAUCAUACUUCCCACAAUACAUUUAUUUUUUAAUUUAAUUAUUCUAAUUUAUAAGAUUGUUGUUUUAAGCAUAAUUUUUUGUUAUUUCAACUUUUGGAAUUAAUUGAUUUUGGGUUAAAAAUUUAAAAUUACAAUAUUGUACACACCUACUAUUAAGUCAUUCUUGCCUAAAAACACUAUUGUGAUUAGGUGUUUAAGUAUAUAUUAAUGGCCAUUUCCAAACUUGACUAACUGUAAUAAACUAAUAACUAAUAAGCAUGUACGAAAUGUGCAAUAAUUAAAAAAUAUAAUAUUUAAUUUAACGUUUUUUAGUAAACCAUUAACUUUAAGUCUAUGUCAAGGAAAAAUAAAUUGGCUGAUCAUAGAAAAAAAAUAUAAUAAAAUUAUGGUAUUAUUAUCAUAAGACAAUAUCAUAAAGCAUUUACGAGUUUGUAGUUUAUAAAAAAAAAAAAUAGUUUAUAAAUAUGAACCAAAUAUAGAUAAAAAAAGUAUUAGCCUUCAGACUACUAUACAAUACAUUUUGUCUAGGUUAUAAUGAUUUGGCACUAAUAUUUAAGAUGUAGGUGCGUGUGAUAAUUAUUUAAAUUGUGAAAUAAUGAAAAACUGUAUACUUAGAUAAUACAGAUUUCAACGCUUAAAUUUUGAAUAUAAUUUAUAAUGUGUAAUAAUAAUUAAUUAACUUACCAGCCCAAUAACCAUUUAUAAACUAAAAUAACUAAUACAAUAUAAUAUAACCUAUAUAUGUAUUAAUACAUAAUUAUUAAUUAAAUUAUAAAUGUGCAAUUAGAAUUAACGAUUUACCAAAGUUGUAAAUAUGUUUAUCUUUAAGUUGAUAUUUGAUAAUGAAGAAUUUUAGCAAAACAAAAUUUAUUAUAUAAUGGUUGAAGAUGAAAAAAAAUGUUUUUAACAGACUCGCUAUACAUGUAAAAUAUCCAAUAUCUAUUAUUUCUUCGUUUAUUUAUUUGUAAUGUUUAAGAAAUAAACAAUAGGUAUAUUUAUUGAAUAUUCAACGUUAAAAGACUAUAAGAUAAAAAAAAGUAUAACAAAUAACAAUAAAGUUCCUGGUGGAUUCAAUAUGUAUAAUCAUAUAGAGAAAAAUAAAAAUGUCUAUUCGAUUCGUUAUCGUAAAUUGUAAAAUGUCAGUCAUGUAUACAUCAAGUUAGGUUUAGUUUUGAUUAUUCGCGUUUUAAAUUUUACACGUGUUAUGAAUAUUACUAAAUUUAUUUAAAGCUAUUCGUUUUGGUUAAUUACUUACACAAUGAUUUGUAUACUUUAAAUGUGUAUUUUAAAAAGUUAAAAAUGAAGACUAUUUUUCUUUAUGAAAUAUAUAUUUUUAGAUAUAUCUAAACUGUUCUAACCACCUUCGAAGAUCAGUUAUGUACAUAAUGAAAGACUGAUAAUGCCUUUUUAAUAGGUAACCUAGUAUUAAAAAUACAUUAAACAAUUGUCAUGACAAUGCAAAAAUAAAAAAUGUAAUCUGUGUGCGACAUAUAAAAUGUUAUAUUUUGAAAAUUUUCCCCAAAUUUAGUGUUUAGAAAGAUUUUUUUUUGUGAUUAGUUAUUAUAUAGUGUUGUGAAUAUUAUUUAUAAUGAUACUAAAAUAGUAUAUAAAAAAAAAAUACAAAUAUAAUUAUAUCUGUUUAAGUAAUUUAGAGAAAACUGUUGGUUGUACAUUUAAAAAUAAUAAAAGACUUGAAAAAUUG